AUGUGGAUUGACGUGGCUAAUGUUUCUAUUUUAGUUGGUUGUGAGUUGAUUUCAAGUGAAAAUACAUAUACUUUUGUAUGGUUGUUUUCCGCAUGGUUGGAUUGUAUGUCAGGGAAAGCUCCAAAGGAAAUAAUAACAGACCAAGCAAGGGAGAUGCAAAAUGCCAUAGAGAUCGCAUUUCCUCAAGCUAGACACCGUUGGUGUUUAUGGCAUGUGAUGAAGAAACUUCCGGAAAAAUUUGGUGCUUAUGACAGAUAUUUGGAUAUUACUUUUGACAUGAAAGUUGUGGAGUAUGAUUCACAAACUCCAGAUGAGUUUGAACAUAUGUGGUACUGGAUGUUGGUAGAAUGUGGCUUGGAAAACAACAAAUGGAUGAAUGAUUUGUUUGAGGAUAGGAGUCGUUGGGUUCCAUGUUACCUCAAAAACAUUUUUUGGGUAGGGAUGUCAACUACUCAAAGAAGUGAACGAAUAAAUGCUUUUUUUGAUUCGUAUAUAAAUGCAAGAACUACACUUAAACAGUUUUUGGAGCAGUACGACUUUGCAUUGGGGAAGAAGGCGGAAAAGGAAAAGCUAGCAGAUGCUGUGUCCUCUCGAAAAACUAUUCCCAUAGUAACUACUUACCCCAUGGAGAAACAAAUACAAAAAAGAAAACUCCCAGAUAAGUAUAUCUUGGGAUGGUGGAGAAAAGAUGUGAUAAGAGCCCAUACAAAGAUUAAAGUGGGUUUUAAUUGUUGGAGUAACGAUGUAGAAACUAAGCGAUAUCAUGAUUUAUGCACUAAAUUUGGUGAGCUUGCUGAUUGGGUAAUAGGAGAUGAGACUCAAUAUCAUGAUACCAAUAACUGGUUGGACUGUAAGAAAAAGGAAGUGCAACUGACAAUCAUUAAAGCUAAGGAUAGCCAAAAGCUGAAGGCGAAACAAGUCGUAGAGAAUGAGGAUGAGAUGGUAGAUGAAGAUGAUGACCCUACUAUAACAGAUCCACUACGCAGGAAAAUAAAAAAAGGUCGCCCACGUAAGAUAGCUAACCAACCACCAAAGAGGUGUACGGAGAAAAAGGAUGGGUGGAAUGAUGAUAUUGAUGCAUCUCAAACACAAGCAAAUCUUCAACCCAUCGAACAACAACAACAUGGACUAAUAUAUCCUAGACGACAACAACAACAUGAGUUGAUGUAUCCGGGAUAA
Papaver somniferum (opium poppy) is the source of this 1179-nucleotide messenger RNA. RefSeq names its product protein FAR-RED IMPAIRED RESPONSE 1-like. Gene Ontology annotation, biological process: regulation of DNA-templated transcription. The coding region runs from base 1 to 1179 and encodes 392 amino acids. The record is from RefSeq and is a predicted model, not a curated record. The transcript has 3 exons. NCBI's taxonomy places the organism in Eukaryota, Viridiplantae, Streptophyta, Magnoliopsida, Ranunculales, Papaveraceae.